Molecule: messenger RNA, 787 nt
Organism: Pseudo-nitzschia multistriata
Lineage: Eukaryota; Bacillariophyta; Bacillariophyceae; Bacillariales; Bacillariaceae
Source: the annotation of a GenBank genome assembly
CAAUGGCAAUGACAAUGGUGAUGGCAAUGGCGAUGGCAAUGGCGAACCCAAAAGCAACUCCAACUGGAAAAUGAUUGUUACCAUUGUUGGGGCCAUUUUGGGAUUUAUUGUCGUAGUGCUCGGUAUUUGGUUCGCACACCAGAGGUGGAAACGUGGUAACAACCAAAAAUAUCUGGAAAAUCAAAGAGAAAGGUGGACUCACGCAAAAGAUGAGCUUGGAAUGAGUUGUGCGGAUCUUGACACUAAAACUGGAAUAUCCGAUAAUGAGUUUGGACAAUUGUCGACACGCGAGCAACGAGCUCAUCUCGACGCAAUUGACAAUUUGUUUSAUCAACAAGGGGUGAAGAAAUCAAUAACUUCUUCAUAACAAAUCGCGUAGUGCAAGACACCAAAGACCGCAAAGCACACAAAAAAGACAGGAACAAUUUCAAGCUUUAUGGAAGAAAACCAAAAAAAAAGAAAAGAAAGAGGAAUACUGAGAUUCAGAAAAUGAUGGACGGAGUACGAAGUUCUUAUUUGCGGGAUAUGACAACGGAGGAGCAAAGGGAAGCCCUCGAAAAUAUCCCAGAAAAGUUCAAUGAAGAAUCAAUUCAUUCACAAGCGUCAUACUCUGACUCAGACUAAGACCAUGGCACCACAGUGGUCGCGGCAAAUGAAGGCGACUCACUUCCGGCAUCAUCAAAUGCGCAGUGAAUCAUGGCACUUUUUCAAUUGGCGUACMCAUGCGUGUAUGCGAAAAGUGUGUCGAAACUAUUUAUAAUGUGUGUGAAUGAAUUAGAAAUCAGUA